Micropterus dolomieu (smallmouth bass) is the source of this 1814-nucleotide messenger RNA. RefSeq names its product RUN domain containing 3b (gene rundc3b). The record is from RefSeq and is a predicted model, not a curated record. The transcript has 11 exons. Bases 146 to 1522 code for a protein of 458 amino acids. Lineage: Eukaryota; Metazoa; Chordata; Actinopteri; Centrarchiformes; Centrarchidae.
UGACGCAGCCUCAACCACUCCUUCAGCUGAGGAGCCUGUGGUUCCUCAGGGUUGACGGAGACAGCUGGUCCUGCCCUGCUGCAGAAGGAGCUGACAGGGGGGACGACGCACCGCCUCCGGCCGCAGCCACGGACACGGGCCGGGGAUGGCGUCGCUCGGCGUGGGGCUGCAUCUCAUCCGCAAGCGCGGAGCAGGCAGGAGCGCCGCGGUGGAGAGGAGGAACCUGCUCACGGUGUGCAGGUUUUCAGUGAAGACUCUUCUGGACCGCUCAUGUUUUGAGACAAUAGAUGACUCGUCUCCAGAGUUCGUUAACUUUGUUUCCAUCCUGGAGCACAUCCUCAGUCAUCGACUCAAAGGCCAGACAACGUGGUUUGGCUAUGAGAGUCCUCGGAGUUUCUGGGAUUACAUAAAGGCUGCCUGCAGUAAAGUCCCUCAUAAUUGCAUCCGGAGCAUCGAGAGCAUGGAGAAUGUGCGAUCUUCGAGGGCUAAAGGCAGGGCGUGGAUCAGAGUGGUGCUGAUGGAGAAACGAUUGUCAGAAUACACCUCAUCAGCACUGAGGGACUUCAAAACGACCAGGAGGUUUUAUGAGGACGGAGCGAUCAUGCUGGGAGAGGAGGCAGGGCUGUUAGCAGACACGCUCAUCGGACUCAACACCAUUGACUUCAGCUUCUGUCUGAAAGGAGAGGGUGUGGACGGCAGCUGCCCCGCAGUAAUCGACUACACGCCUUACCUGAAGUUCCCUCAGAGUGCGGACAGCAUCAGCAGUGACGAGGAGGAGAUGAGAACUCUAGGGAGCAGCGGUAGUGAAAGCAGCACCCCCGACAAAAUGGCCACUGCCGCCUCCAUCUUCACCGAGCAGAGCAACUUGGUCAGCAAGUGCAAACGAUUUGAGCAGAAGUAUCGCAUGGCACUGGAGCAGAAGGGUUACCUGGAAGAGCUGGUCCGUCUCCGAGAAGCCCAGCUGUCAGAAGCUGUGUCUCAUAACAAAGCUCUUCAGCAGAGCCUAGCAGACAUGCAUGUCUCCCACACACUGGAGAAAGAACAGCUCGAGUACAUCGUAUUGGAACUACAGGACCAACUGACAGUGAUGAAGAACAACGAUUUGCGGUCCAGACAAGAGUUGACAGCCCAUCUGACCAAUCAGUGGCCAUCUCCUGUCGCCCUGGAUGCCAACGCCGUUGCCUUGGACACGCUGCUGUACAGGAAGAACAAGGGACAGUGGGAGGAGUAUGCAGAUCAGUUGACAGCUUCCAGGAAGAGUUUCCAGAGUCUGGAGCAGCUGUCCGCAGACAUGAGCCUUUCUCAGACAUCUCUCGAGCCAUCACACACACACAGUCUGGAGGCCAGGUCGGCCAGCACACACUGGCCCCACCAAGGUAAAGAGGAAACUCCAUCCCUCAGAGGUCUGUGUGGCUCCCUGACCUCAGUUGCCAGCUACAAGUCUCUGGCCAGCCUGAAGUCCAGCGAGUGUUUGGCCAGUCCUGCAACAGAGAUCAGCAGCCCAGGCGUCACACCUUCAUAGGGAAUGGAGAGCUAAACGGAUCUCCACCAGGGCCAGACAAUCCAGGAAGUUUCUAAAUGUAGGUGAUUGAUAUGCUUGUUUGUAGAAGUUUAUGUUCUGUAUGUGGAGCCCAGAGCUGUAACAGAUUGAUGCCAGGUUUGCAAGUUGUGAAUAGGGUUAAAACUCAAGACCAGCUCCAUCAGACUGAAAGUCUCAUUAAUCUACCAUUCAGCUGAAACAACCUCUGACUCUUUAAAAGAGCAACUGCAGCUGUAACUUCAAUAAAUUUGUUUGUUUUGUUUGUGUUUUUUAA